This is a messenger RNA of Lactuca saligna, 1161 nucleotides long. Lineage: Eukaryota; Viridiplantae; Streptophyta; Magnoliopsida; Asterales; Asteraceae. The record is from the annotation of a GenBank genome assembly.
AUGUCGCUUUAUAUUUUUUUUAAGGAACGCGCGUCUCUUUUCUCUUCUAAGAGGGAAAAUGAAAUCCGAAAAAAUUUUGAACCCCGCUUUUUCUCCUACAUUCGUAUCGAUCUGUUCUCUAACAUCUAUCUCAUCUCCUUCGUCUCCGCCCCUCGCCCACCUCCACUACCUCCAACCCACAUCGACUCUUUAAGUCUGCACAACGUAGCUAGGGCUUUUUUUGAUCGGAGGUUAUGGUGGGGACAUUGUAAAAAGCUUGCACCUGAAUGGAAGAAGGCUGCAAAGAAUUUACAAGGAAAGGUGAAGCUUGGACAUGUGAACUAUGAUGACGAAAAGAUAAAGAGAGUCCAAUCAUUUGCCCUUGUUCAACUAGAAACAAAUGUUGCUCCUCCUGAAGUGAUAAAGUUGACUAGCUCAGAUGUGAUGGAAGAGAAAUGUGGUUCAGCUGCCAUCUGUUUUGUUUCCUUCCUCCCUGAUAUUUUGGACUCUAAGGCUGAGGGAAGGAAUAAGUAUAUAGAAAUUCUUCUAUCAGUUGUUGAAAAGUUCAAAAGGAGUCCUUACAAGAAACACUUCAGGCUUCUCCCCUUUGGAGUUCAACCAAAAUUAACAUAUGAUGAGAUGAAAAUUCUUAGAAGACUUGAAAGGCCUUUACCAUGUCAUUUUGCUUUAGAUUUUGACAACGUUAAAGAGGAAUUUAUGCAUACCAAUAACAUGCAAAAUACACCUCUUGAACUCAACUGGAGAUAUGUAGAAUUGGCCAGACGAAUUGAAAAAACUGGGGUUUCUGCUAUUGUUGUUCAUGGAAGACUAAGGGCCCUCAUUGUUGGAAGUAUUGGAGAGUUUUUAUCAGCUGCUUUGCUGCCUCCAGAGCCAUUAGCUGUCCAAAAUGUUGUGGAUUUUUCAAAGAUGAUUGGAGCAUUAGAUGUAAAUGAAAAUCUUACACAUCUUGAUGCUCAAUUACUUGAGACUAAAUCGGGGAUUAGCAACAGAUUAAGUCAUAAUCAAUCAUCGGUUAGCGCCAUUAUAUGCUCAGGCCUUUUUCCUGGCAUUGCAUCUGUAGUGCAUAGGGAGACAUCAAUGUCCUUCAAAACUAUAGAUGAUGUCCAAGUCUUACUCUAUGCAUUUUUUUCUUACGUCGGUGGUGGCGAAGUUCAAGAUUAA